CUUUAGUUUAAAGUAAUCACAACAAGAAUUAAUUAGUGAAAUGAAUGUUAACGUCAAGGAAAGACUUUGUCAAGUGUGUGGCGAAAGUAAACAAAUAGGUAGAAAUUUUUGUGCCUUUACCUGCGAAUCGUGUAAAGCAUUUUUCCGGAGAACUGCGCUCAAGACUAUACAAUUACACUGCGCUUCAAACGGCAAAUGUGAGAUCAAUGUACAGACGAGACGAUUGUGUCCGAAGUGUAGACUUAAAAAGAUUUCAUACGAAGUGAAACGGAUAACAAAAUUCGCAGACAAUUGAUGAUUGAAAAGAAAAUGAAAAAACUAUUGCAAGACAUGAGCGCAUAUUCUGGCGAUUCUUCGGAC
This is a messenger RNA of Oppiella nova, 360 nucleotides long. Lineage: Eukaryota; Metazoa; Arthropoda; Arachnida; Sarcoptiformes; Oppiidae. The record is from the annotation of a GenBank genome assembly.